Messenger RNA from Cuscuta europaea, 1068 nucleotides. The record is from the annotation of a GenBank genome assembly. NCBI's taxonomy places the organism in Eukaryota, Viridiplantae, Streptophyta, Magnoliopsida, Solanales, Convolvulaceae.
GUUGUUGUCAAGCUCUGAUCUCUCCAUUUUCUCUCCCAAACCCUAAAAAAUUCCAUCCCUCAUUUUGGUAUCUUCAGUCUCCUCACUCACUUUCGUUAUUCCCUCGCAUCCUCUGCCAUAUGGCCCAUAUCAUGAAGAGGAAGAAGCCCCACAGCAAAACCACUGUUCAUCCCACCCCGCCACUGACAGAUAAGCGAGCUUUCUUGCCAGAUUCAGUUAUCUCUAUGGCAGGGGCCCUCUCUGAAGAUGAACAAGAAGCCCUGGCCUAUAUCAUCUCUCGCCCUUUCGGGAACAAUAACAGGACAACCACAACCGCAGACGGUGGCGCUGACCAUCCGCCCGCUUUCGACUGCCACUGUUUCAACUGCUACGUGAGCUACUGGGCAAGGUGGGACUCUUCUCCCAACCGUCAUCUCAUUCAUCAAGCCAUUGACGCCUAUGAGGACGACAUACAGAUCAAGAAGGAGAAGAACAGGGGAGGAAAAAAGAAGAGCGGCAGUAAAGAUUCUUGUAGUUCUUCGGGGGAAAAGCCAAGAAAUUAUGAGGUAAUUACGAAUGGGGAGGAUUCCGGUGACGUAGGGACUGCAGAGGAGAGACUCGGCUCCGCCGGCGGUGGUGGUGGAGGCAGCGAAGAUGAGCGCGCUGAGCAGAAAGGGGCGUUGAGGAGGGUAAUGGCAUUCCUGGGAGAAAAGUGUCCGAGUUUUUUUAGUUUAAGGAAAGGCUAGUUUGGUUAAUCUCACACAUUUAUUUUACUCGGAGACGGAGGAGAACAACGGCGGAGCUCCGGCUACCGAAGGGGCGGACACCAAACUGUCUUGGGAACCUCGUUUCUUUGUUACUCAUUAAUCAGUCAUUAAUUUUUUUUACCCCAUCCAGUACGUAGAUUUUUUGAAUUCUGGGCUUCUUUUCUUCAUUUGAGUAGUGUAAAAUGUAAAGUGCUUUUUCUCCCCUGGUUUGGGUUCUUUCUGCAAACUGACAUUGUAAAAUAUGCUGCUGCUCUGUUUUGAUCGAAAGAACAAGUGGGAAUUGCUGGAGAAAUUGUGGGACGGACGGACGGACAUGUCAUUC